Molecule: messenger RNA, 646 nt
Organism: Fukomys damarensis (Damara mole-rat)
Lineage: Eukaryota; Metazoa; Chordata; Mammalia; Rodentia; Bathyergidae
Product: formin-like protein 6
Exons: 3
Coding region: 26-523 (165 amino acids)
Source: RefSeq, a predicted model, not a curated record
ACUGGUGGACGCCUGGGACGGUCCCAUGCCUCGGUGUUGUGAAUACGCGUCGAGCAUGAGAGUGAAGCUCUCCUUGGUGCACCCUUCUUCCUUUGGCUGCGUUCUGUCGCGGGCUUGCUGCUCGUGCUGCAGACCUGCUCUUGGCUUUCACUCCUCUCUGCGGGUCAGGAACAGGAAAAUACCCUCACUUCCCACAGCGCGCCAGCGUCCGCCGGGAGCCCUUCCGUACCACACCGCGCCAUCCCGUCCCGCCGCGCCUCCCGUGCCUCCCGCUGGAAUCUCCCAGUGGAUGCUGCCGGCUGCCCUGCUGCCCUGCUCGGGAGGUGCAGCGCCUCCACCUCCGGCCCAGGAGACAGCACGUACCGCGGAUCCCGCGCUGCUGCCCGGCGCCUGGCCCGGAGCCCUGAACGCCGGCCAAGCCCCAGCGGACAGCAACAGGCUGGAGAGGGAGCCCGAUCUCCCCAUAAAUCUGGCCGCAGCCCCGCAGCCGGCCGAUGAGACUACAGGUUCCCCCCAUUUAUGACGGGACGCAUCCUGACAAACUUACGGAGUCCUGGACUCGUUGCAGGUGGAAAAUGUGUCAUAGCCGGGCAAGGUGGCACUCAGGAGGCUGAGGCAGGAGGAUCCCUGUGAGUUCAAGGCCAGC